Dreissena polymorpha is the source of this 1180-nucleotide messenger RNA. RefSeq names its product proline-, glutamic acid- and leucine-rich protein 1-like. Gene Ontology annotation, biological process: rRNA processing. The transcript has 11 exons. Gene Ontology annotation, cellular component: nucleus. The coding region runs from base 13 to 909 and encodes 298 amino acids. The record is from RefSeq and is a predicted model, not a curated record. NCBI's taxonomy places the organism in Eukaryota, Metazoa, Mollusca, Bivalvia, Myida, Dreissenidae.
AUACAUUUAAAUAUGGCUGCGCCCAUGAGAAGCAUGAUGGAGAAGGUACUAAACAACAAUUUUCACAAGUAUGCGGUUCAGAGAUCCGGAGACUUACAAUUGCAGUCGUUUGUCAAAGUAAUUGAGACGAACACACUGCUUCUGAAAAGGGGUGACGAGGGCAGUAAUGACAUUGUUGGCUACAUUCACCAGUGUCUAAACAACUCCAAACAGCGAUAUGAGGGUUUGAUGCUGCUUAGUGUUCUAGUUAAACAGAGCUCUACAGCUGUAUUCCAGAAGAAUGCAGUCACUUGGCUGAAGUUGCUACUUAAUAUUUUGCAGGGUCACUGCCCAGUGCUAGUGCACAAAGCCUGUUGUAAGUUGCUGUCACAGGUAAUCUAUCAUUCAGACAGCUUCUCUGAUGUCUCAAGGGAGGUAACCAGCUCAUUCAUCCCACAGUUGUUGCCCUUGUUGCUUUCCUGUGAACCUAGGUGUCUGUCAGCUGCCCUGACAUGUGUGAGCACGUGUAUCAGGAAGUACCCUGGGCCAGUGGGGCCAUUCAAAGGAAAGCUUCAAACCCUAGUGGAGCAAGAAUUAGCCAAUGGAAAGAAUUAUGCGGAGCUCUAUGAGUGUUUUGCACUGCUAACAAGCUGUGGUUCCGGUGGUAACCUUGGGGUUAAACACACAGAGGCCUGGUCAGAACUAGCGGAGUGGGUGUUGGCCAGUUUACAUGAGACCCUCAGUUGCAUGUACAGUGAUAAGAAUAUGGGAUUGUACAACUCCUUAACGCUUUCCCGCUCAGAAGCAAAGAGAAAAUGGCUGUGUGCAACCAGCAUAAAACCAGACCAGCCGGCUCAGGAAGCAGUUGCACCUGGAAACCACUUGCAGGAUUACCUCCCAUUGAUUUCAGUCACAAUGACAGAGUUGUGACCCUUGUCAAAAGGUGGUGUUCCCUCACCAAGUGUAUGCAAGCUUUACUAAGAGGACUUCAAUGCUGUGGCAAGAGUGCCAGCCGAUGACAUCUGAACAUCAUAUUCCACUGCCUGUCUGUCGACACUAAUAUGUUGAUGAGCCGCCCAACUAGUGAGAGGUCGCUACUGGCCAGCUUCAGUCAGGACGUGCACAUACAUGCUCUAUACUUGCUUCAGCAGCUCAUCACGCUCUGUGGCAGGAACCUGAUCCCCAGGGGGUGAUGAUAGUU